Messenger RNA from Lycium ferocissimum, 2046 nucleotides. Its product is annotated as protein disulfide-isomerase SCO2. The transcript has 3 exons. NCBI's taxonomy places the organism in Eukaryota, Viridiplantae, Streptophyta, Magnoliopsida, Solanales, Solanaceae. Bases 213 to 794 code for a protein of 193 amino acids. The record is from RefSeq and is a predicted model, not a curated record.
ACACGUCGCAAUAUCGCACUGGCCUUCUCUAGUUUGACAAAAAAUAUCCGCUGUCUUCUCUCCGUCCAUACCUAACAAUUCCUUAAAUAAAAACAUCCACGUUUAUCAUUUUUCAAUCAACUCAUUGGAACUCCUUUAUCUUUUCUCCGAUAGAUAAAAGCCAUUAACCAACAUUGGACAACACAGUUUGAUAACAACCUUAUUUGUUCCGAAUGUUGCCUACGAUAAUAAAUCCUCGUUCAAUCUUCACUCUUCCAAAUACUUCAGUUUCUCUUUUUCCAUCUCACAAACCCACCACCUUCAUUCGUUGCCAGGCCGCUGCUGACUCACCAGCCGGCGGCCCCUCGUGGUUCAACUUCGGCGCCGCCGCCAAUGCCGCAGCAGCACCUGGGGUUGGCAGAAUUAGCCAAAACUCCGAUGAAAUUGCUGAUAAGAGAAUUGGGAAUGAUAAGAAGACGAAAGUGAAUGCUAAGGAAAGGCGUUGGUCACGUAACAGAGAGAGUUAUUUGGGUGAUGAUAGAGAACCUCUUCCUCUUCCUAUGACUUACCCUGAUACUUCUCCUUGUUCCCCUGACGAAAUCGACCGCCGCCUCCGCUGUGAUCCUAUUAUUGAGGAUUGCAAGGAAGUCGUCUAUGAGUGGACUGGAAAAUGUCGGAGUUGCCAAGGGUCAGGACUUGUUAGUUACUAUAACAAAAGGGGGAAGGAGACCAUCUGUAAAUGCAUACCUUGCGCUGGAAUCGAUGUUCCUGUUUCUGCUAGAUCAAAAGAUCAAUAUCACCAUAUGAUGUUAUGAUUUUUCAAGCAGCAAAUUUGAUGAGCCUGUACAGUGACUUGGAAUGUCAAAUUUCAUAUAUCAUUUAGUUUCCUGAAGAUGAAUGAAAAGAAGGAGGAUUGUAUUUCUGUACUUUCUGGAGAAUUACUUUGAUUGUAAUGUGAUUUUAGGGUAAAUAUCUUUAGCGGUCUAUAUCAGACAUUUUAUGCUUCAAAAAAUUGGUGUUUUUAUUUUACCGUUAUAAACUUUUCUUUUCUUAUUGAUUGAAUUUAGGAGAAUGACCAAGUUGGAUCUCGCAUUUAUGUGAGCUGCUGUUGGUACAAAGAAUUAGGGAACUGGUCCGUCCCUUGGUAAAUAAAUUAAUGAAUUAGUAUUUGGAAGGAUUAUAUACAUGGUUCUCAGAGUUGUUGAGUUUAAAGUUUAAAUAUAGGUUAGUUUAUGGAUUUCAGUGAGGACUUAGUCCCAGGAUGUAGCAUUUCUGUCUGUCAUCUUCAGAAGUUUUUUUCUUAAUGGAUUUAUCAAAAAAGAAAAAAAAAAAAAGAUUUUCUCUUUAGCCUUGCAUAAACUUCAAAAGAGAAAUCAAAAGAUGAUUAAAAUAAUAGAACGAUGAAGCAAGUAACUUCCAUAGUUUGUUCAAGAGGGAACUGGAGAUCCUCGUGAUGAAGCAAAUGACCUCCAUCUUUUGGUCGUAUUUUGCAUAUUGUGCUUUUGUCCUAUAAUCUGUCCAAUUAGCAUAUUUCCUGUACUGGCUUAAAUUUGUCCAGUUGCAGAUGACCUCAAGGAUAAAGCGUGUUUACUUCCAUGUUUUCCAGAUUCCGCGUUUUGUGCUUGUGGUUUCAGAUAUUCAUGUUCAUGCCUCUAAAGGGAGAAUAGAUUCCUGAGGUCAUUCUUUCCCCAAUUAAAGUUGUCAACCACUAUAAUGGUAUUUUAAGUUCUCGAUCCUUCAGUAUCUAAUGUGAUCCACCAAAGUAAAUGAGAAGGUAUACGUGAUGCACACAGGGAUCUAUACCUCUAUCAAAAAUUAGCCCCUAAAAGUGAGUCUGUUGCUAUUUUGAAAAUCAGGAUCAUGAAUGUUUAUUAUUUGAUUAUUUCGGAACUGAUAUGUGCAUUAUUUCUUUAUGGGAUCAAUCUUCUUUUUAAUUUGUGGCUGAGUAACAGAUCCGUCCAGAAUCUCAAUCCCAGGUCUUAAUACUUUUGACAUUUCAGGUUAUGUGCAGAAAAUAACACUACGCACGGAUAUUGAUGUGAUGGUGGACUUGGAUGACAAACCACC